GGAAAGGCAGGCAGAAGUAAAACUCGACAGCUCGGCAGUCUGAAUUCUGAAAUUCGUUGAGCUUGCUGACUAAGUGUCGUCGAACGAACUUUGUUUCCCCCCCGAGAAGUUCGGCGUGAAAUUCAAUUUAAUUGUCAAGUUCAACAACAAACUACUCAUUCGUUCCAAAAUGUUCGGAUUCUCAAAUAUCCACUUGUUCAUUGCACUUUUAAUCCUCGCGGUCUUCAAUGAUUCCAUCAUGGUUUCUGCUCACCCAUCUCGUGCAAUCAAAAAAAGACCAAGUGACACCUCGUCAGCAUCUCGACAGCGACGGUUGACAAGAAUGACAACAGAGGACCAGGAUGCCGCAUUCCUGGCUGUGGUUUCUGCCAAUUUUAAAAACGCUGGUCCUGAGCCGGUUUAUUCUGGUUCCAUCAUCUCACCCAAAUGCGUGCUGACAUACUUCGACCAACUGACUGAAAAGUUUUGGGAACCGACUGGUCAGAUUGUUGAUGGCGCAACUCUUACAGCCGGUGUCCAAUCGAGUGCUCGGCCUACUGAUAUUCAAACCCGGUUUGCGCCAAUUGCGAACAUCGUGCCAUUUCCGGGACAAACGCCGGAAAGCCGAAAUGACGUCAACUCUUUGUUCAGAAACAGUAUGGCCCUGGUGAAAGUCGAACAGGCAUUCAUCCUGGGAACAGGCGUAAAGAGCAUAAAAAUUGCCAGAAACGUCGGCCCCAGUUUGUUGAAUGUGAACAAUCUGGGUAUUUACACCCACAUCAUCACGAAUAAAGUCACCUUAGCUGCAGCUACAAAAAAGGCAAAUGCAUCUGUCGAAGGUGUGGAGUGCCCAAAAUCCAUCCCAAGAUACAUAGGUUCAGUCAAUACUACGGUCACCUCAUGCGUCACAGUCGAACCACUUGACAGCUCAUCAUGCGUCCAGUUGCCAGAAGGAUCCGCAGCUGUCCUCCGAGGAUCCGACGACACACUCUACUUGACAGCGAUGACCAAAGGGGAUAUUUGCAAAACGAGUCCCACCACUGUUUUCCUUGGAUCAUCCAUGGCAUUCUCGGAUCACUUGGACACGAUUUGCAACGAACCCGAUGUCGACUGCGCAGAAGCAAAAUACCGAUUUGCGAGGAGAAAAUUAAAUGCUGUACUGUACUGAGAAAUUAAGUACGGCAAAUGGAUCUGGCACAACCAGCGCCACCGCCUUCUUUUCCAGAGCUCAAUCUUUAAGACCACAUAUGAUUAAAAAGGAUGAAUUUCUGGCAGCCAUUUUGAAAAUUAAAUUCAUUUUGAAGUUUAAAGACACGAGGGCAGCAGUUGGAAGGAUAAUAACUUCAGGGGUGCCACUGAGUCUUCGACAGAGGUUAAUAUGUCUUUAAAAUACUCAUGUAUUCAUUCCAAAAGUUUUCAGAGAGGAAAAUGCUGCAGAAACUCAUUUGGCAACUGAAAAAAUCCUUAUUUUGACGUUCAUUUACCGGAUGUUGAACAAUUAAUGCAGGCAAACAAAAGAAUCCGCGGGCCAAGGAAUAGUAUAGAAACAUUAAUCCUGGCACUACUAUUUGGCCGUUUUGAACUCUUAAUUUGUCAGGACUAUGAGGGAAAAAAAACUUGUUGUACGUUGUUUUCAUGCAUUUUUCACUUCAAUGCACGUGAAAAGAUGGUGGAUGAGUUAGCAAAGAGUUUUGGAGCUGAUCCAAAACGGUUGUGCGCAAAUAAAAUCAUUACAACUCCGAA
Messenger RNA from Notodromas monacha, 1722 nucleotides. The record is from the annotation of a GenBank genome assembly. NCBI's taxonomy places the organism in Eukaryota, Metazoa, Arthropoda, Ostracoda, Podocopida, Cyprididae.